Messenger RNA from Ostreobium quekettii, 153 nucleotides. Lineage: Eukaryota; Viridiplantae; Chlorophyta; Ulvophyceae; Bryopsidales; Ostreobiaceae. The record is from the annotation of a GenBank genome assembly.
GCGCUGCUGGCCUCCCCCGACCUGGAUGUGGACAAGGGCGACAGCAAGGACAACUCCGCGCUGUGGAUCGCCGCCGAGGAGGCUCACGCGCCGAUCGUGAAAGCCCUGCUGGCGGCAGGCGCGGACCCCAACCACGUGGACGCGGACACCCAG